UGAUCUGCAAGAGAAGGAAGAUUCAGAAAGAAAGAAAGAGUAUAGAUACAGUGAUAUAAUGGCCUGCAUCAACACAUUCCAGAGCUGCUCUGUCCUCAGAGGGGCAAAGAUCAAUGGUACCAAGAUCAGGGGGAGGGGAUCACCAACCUUCCGGUGCCGGGCAUCGACGUUCGUGGACGGGAGCCUCCGGUUGGAGCUCGACGAGAACCCUGAAGCCAUCAUCUCCGGUGAGUGGCCGGAGAACUUCUCCCUGCUCAGCUACGAUGAUCUCCGCGCCUACCUCCAGUCGCAGGAGGCCGCCAUUGAAGCUAACAACCAGCGUGUGGCGCUCCUGAUUGAGGCCAUGUCGGCGCCUGUGAUGGUGGCCACUGCCGAGCAGACGCUGGAGGAGGUAGAGUGCCACUUUGAGACAGUCUCAGGGCUCCCAGUUGUAGAUGCCAGCCUCAGAUGUGUUGGAGUGAUCGUCAAGAGUGACCGGGCCAGGGCUUCCCAUGGGUCAAAGACAAGGAUUGCAGAAGUGAUGACCUCUCCAGCCAUCACUCUACCAUCUGACAAAACAGUAAUGGAUGCUGCAGCUCUGAUGCUAAAGAAGAAGAUCCAUAGAUUACCAAUUGUAAAUCAGGAAAAACAAGUAAUAGGUAUAGUUACCCGUGCUGACGUUCUUCGCGAGUUGGAAGCCCUGCUGGAGGAUUAGACGUGCAGUAGCCCAUGCUUCAAUCUUCUGUAUAUAUGUAAAUAUGCGCCCAUGGUAUUUUUGAAUAGCAGGAAGAUUUAUAAUCUGUAAGAGUCUUGUAGCGCGAAUCACCAAGAUAAGCCUGAGAAAAUCACUGAGAGCUUUUCUCUGUACAAUAAGCACACUAUCAAGCUUUCAUGGUAUCGUAUGUCUCUGAAAAAAAAAAGUUAAUAUCAGUGAAUGAUCUCCACGGCAACGUAGAUGAAUCGAUAUGCCUAAAGUUAUCUUUCAGAAC
Molecule: messenger RNA, 968 nt
Organism: Oryza brachyantha (malo sina)
Lineage: Eukaryota; Viridiplantae; Streptophyta; Magnoliopsida; Poales; Poaceae
Exons: 5
Coding region: 59-694 (211 amino acids)
Source: RefSeq, a predicted model, not a curated record